AUGGGGAAUCAAGUACAACCAGUUCAUUAUGACAGCUCUACUGUCAAUCAAUUAUCUAAAGAUUUGGUAAAAUAUAUUGUUCUUGGAGGUUUAAAAGGUGCAGCAAUAGGUAUUAGUACUGCGUUCUUGCUACGACGCUAUUCGACUUUGUACAGAACCUCUAGAAUCCAAGUUAGAACAUUUUAUCAUAUUGCUUGGAUUUCUUAUUGUGCGUAUUUUACAGCUGAUGGACAUUUGAUUACAUUCCAAAAAAAGUACUUUGAUGAUGAGUUAAAGAGAAGAAAAACUUUAUUGGAUGAAGCUGCUGAAAAGGGUGUGUUCUUGGAGGAAGAAGAUGUAGUUAGAAGUACAAUUCCACAGCCAAAUAGAUCGUAA
Molecule: messenger RNA, 375 nt
Organism: Vanderwaltozyma polyspora DSM 70294
Lineage: Eukaryota; Fungi; Ascomycota; Saccharomycetes; Saccharomycetales; Saccharomycetaceae
Exons: 2
Coding region: 1-375 (124 amino acids)
Source: RefSeq, a predicted model, not a curated record